Molecule: messenger RNA, 750 nt
Organism: Kazachstania africana CBS 2517
Lineage: Eukaryota; Fungi; Ascomycota; Saccharomycetes; Saccharomycetales; Saccharomycetaceae
Gene: NRG1
Product: transcriptional regulator NRG1
Exons: 1
Coding region: 1-750 (249 amino acids)
Biological process (GO): regulation of transcription by RNA polymerase II
Cellular component (GO): PcG protein complex; transcription regulator complex
Molecular function (GO): DNA-binding transcription factor activity, RNA polymerase II-specific; RNA polymerase II cis-regulatory region sequence-specific DNA binding
Source: RefSeq, a predicted model, not a curated record
AUGUUUUCUGCAGUUGCUCACGUUUACAGUAUGGGUAUUUCAAACACCCUACUGGAUUCCUCUGAUGUGUCAUAUUUUUACCCUAAAUCAGAUCGUGCUUCAUUAUCUUACGAUAAUGAAGCUAAAUUUGAAACUUUACUGCCCGCUGUCAAGGCAUCAUUAAGUGAAAUUGAAGAAGCUGCUAAAGUGAAACUAAAUACAAUAACGUAUCGCUAUUUAGUAAAUAGCUCGUUAGAAAAUAAAAAUAUCAAUAUUGAAACAUUUGAAAAACCAAACAUAGAGAGAAAACAUAGGCUUUCUCCGCUGUCUUCGAGAAAUUUCUCCGUUGAAAGUAUGAACAGCGAUCUCAGUUCUAUUACCUUUGAUAGAAGCUAUUCAAAUAGUUCCUCCUCAACGAGCUCAGCUUUAGAUGAUUUUCCAAAAGUGUCAAAUAAAAGACAAUAUAGACGUACUCCACAACGCGAUUCAAUUAAGAAGAAAAUGCUCCGUGAAAGUUUGGAGCAGAGAAGAAAGUAUAUCUGUAAGACUUGCUCGAAGGGCUUCACUACGUCAGGCCAUCUUGCAAGACACAAUAGAAUACACACUGGUGAGAAAAAUCAUGAAUGUCCUUUUGAAGGUUGUCAGCAACGAUUUAGUAGACAGGAUAAUUGUUUACAACACUACAGAACACAUUUCAAAAGUAUUAUGCCAAAUUACAAGGAUGAAUGUACUGAAGGUGAAAUUUUCCGUCCACAGAAGACAUUCACCUAG